UUAGGUCGAAACCAUUGAGCUAGGAUUCACCUACGCUAACCAGAGUUACUAUCUUCGCUGGUUUCCGUCGGCAGCUCUCUCCACAUUUGAUUAUCGUCCCUUGCCAUUGGUCGCUUGCAACUACACUACUCGGCUAGAAGAGAUUAAAUCUCACAUUGCAAACGGCUCGCCUCUAAUCGAUGGUGAAGAAUGCGUCGUUUUCAACUCUAAUCUCACUCCAUUCUGGGAGUUUUUCAGCAAUCAAUUAUCUGCUGAGAUUCUCCCGAAGGUCUCUAAUUUAGAGAUGAGUCUAAGGCACACACCUCCAGUGUUAUGUAAUGAGAAGUAUACGAUACUUUGCCAUGUCCUCAAUACAGAAGACAGGGACAUCACUGACUUGACUAUUUCCGCAAUGCUGGCUGGUGGGGGAACAAAUGACCCCACUUUGGAAGUAGCUGCAACUCCCCUAGACGCACCUCAACGCUUGGGAAGUGUAGCUGUGGGACAGAUGGCAAGUCGUAACCUCAAUCCAACCUCUUCGUCCGGUGAAGACCUGUUCUCUCAAGUCUUAAUUGCCUCUACUAUCUCCCAGGGUGCCGAUUUAGUCUGUCCAAUCUCUGUUCACUGUCCUAAAUUUGCUGGAGAUCGCAGUUUGCGUGUGGACGCCCAUUACGAUAUGUUGGCCCACUUGCCCUCUCCCGGCGUCAACGUCUUUUCUUGGCGCUCGAAUGGCUCAAUUUGCCUCGUGUAUAGUGGCAAUAACACAGAGGCUCCAUCUAGUCUCACGCUAACCCGUUGCGUUCAAUCCAAACGAGUACAAUUGUCUGUAAUUCCACCCUUUGAAGUCGCCUCUCGUAUACUCUCUCUCAAGCAUGAAGCUAUCACCACAGUUGUGACAGGAAAACCAUUUAUUCUUGAGGUCUCACUUACAAAUUGCUCACCCUGGCCAAUCAACGUGGAGAACUCGCAUUUUAAUUUCGUAUGUCUCUACUGA
This is a messenger RNA of Rodentolepis nana, 973 nucleotides long. Lineage: Eukaryota; Metazoa; Platyhelminthes; Cestoda; Cyclophyllidea; Hymenolepididae. The record is from the annotation of a GenBank genome assembly.